Messenger RNA from Fusarium oxysporum Fo47, 713 nucleotides. RefSeq lists its product as uncharacterized. Bases 111 to 578 code for a protein of 155 amino acids. The record is from RefSeq and is a predicted model, not a curated record. Lineage: Eukaryota; Fungi; Ascomycota; Sordariomycetes; Hypocreales; Nectriaceae. The transcript has 3 exons.
GCACUCGGUAUCUUGUGUACGUACCCUCCUCACUUCUUCAGUUUUGCUUGGCCAUAUGUUACUGGUCCGUUCAACAAUCAAUCAAUCAAUCAAUCAAUUAAUUCAUAAUCAUGGCUUCUUCUCUCCCCACCUUCCCACGAAUAGUAUUCACUAUUAUAGAGCCUAUCUCUUUAGUUGCUGGUUUUGCUGGUGCCGUCAUUGAUCCAGCUUGGUUCAUCGGAGAGCAAUCUCCCCAGAAGAACGACGGUGAUGCUUCUCCCAAUAGCAUUAUUAUAGCCUGGCAGCUAGGGAACUUAUAUUUGCUGCUAGCAUUCAUUGGGGUCGCGAUCCUGUCAACCACGACUGAAAAUCGAGUUGUUCGCUCGUAUCUCGUUGCUCUUUGGCUCGCAGAUAUUGGUCACGUUGGCUUCAGCUCUUAUGGGAUAGGCCGGGACAGAUUGCUAAGCCCUCCCCAGUGGAAUGCCAUGACUUGGGGAAAUGUUGGAAUGACGUUAUUCCUUUUUCUCACGCGAACAGCCUAUCUCACGGGCUUCUUUGGACUUGAUCACGUCGACAAACCCGCCAAGAAGACCGCGUAAUAAGACUGACUGGGAAAACUAUUUUGAGGCGACAUCGGUGACAGAACAGCCCUGGAUGAUGAUUCUCCAACGAGAAUUUAGGAGUGAAAGAGCUACUUGGAAGACAUUGCUAAAAAAAAAAAAAAAAAACCAUGU